Messenger RNA from Cuscuta europaea, 731 nucleotides. Lineage: Eukaryota; Viridiplantae; Streptophyta; Magnoliopsida; Solanales; Convolvulaceae. The record is from the annotation of a GenBank genome assembly.
CACAAACAAAAAAUGGAAAACCAAAACCAAACAGGAGAAGGAGAAGAUGCAACAAGAUCAUUCCCUUGCUUAUACUGUUCUAGAAAGUUCCACAGCUCACAAGCUUUGGGUGGCCAUCAAAAUGCACACAAGAAGGAGAGAAGUGCAGCAAGAAAGACCAAAAGGUCAAACUCCCAAGAAUAUGCCUUCCUCAACUCCCUCUCUUCUUUCCCUCAAACUUCACUGGUUUUUUCUCCCAACCAGCAUCCCCUGGGCCUCUACAUAUCAGCACAUUCAGCCACCAUGUGCCAGUACCCGGGCCGGUUCGGGCUCGGUGGCAGCGUCCCGCGGGUUGAGCCCCACUACCGCGGGAACUGCUUGAAUAGCAACCCUUACUUGUAUGAAGAAGCUGAGGAUCAUCAGAGCUUUAGGAGUUGGGAGAAGAUUCAGCAAAGAUGCAGCAGCACUAAUCAUAAUGAUGGGUUUAAGAGUGUGUUAGAUGUUAAUCAUCAUAACCAUAAUAAUACUAAUUAUGGUAUUAAGGGUGAUGAUGGAUUUGGAGAUUGUAAGAGUCAAACGCUUGAUUUGUCUCUCCAUUUAUAGACCGACAACAAAGAUAUCCAGAGCUAGCUAGUUUGUAGUAGUUGAGUGUUCUUUCUUGGUCGAUUUUUGUUCACUACUUCAUCACCUGUUACAUUUUUCCAAUAAAACAUUGUGCGAGGCUGAUAAAUUCACUAUUUGGUAUUUCUGCG